ACACCCAAUAUGCUUGUGAAUUUCUUGGUGGAGAAAAAUACUAUCUCUUAUCUUGGAUGUGGCAUCCAGCUUGGUUCAGCUGUUUUCUUUGGGUCAGCUGAGUGUCUCCUUCUGGCUGCCAUGGCCUAUGAUCGCUUUGUGGCAAUCUGCAACCCACUGCUGUAUUCCAACAAAAUGUCUACACAAGUCUGUGUGCAGUUAAUAGUAGUAGCUUACAUUGGAGUAUAUUUGAUGCUUCUUCCUUCACUAUUUCAUUCUUUAUUCUUCUGUGGACCAAAUCAAGUGAAUCAUUUCUUCUGUGAUUUUGCUCCUUUAAUUGAACUCUCAUGUUCUGAUGCCAGUAUUCCUGCAGUGAUCACUUCAUUUACUGCUGGUUCUAUCAGUGUGGUUACAGGAUUUAUCAUAGCUAUCUCUUAUAUCUACAUCCUUAUUACCAUCCUUAAGAUGAACUCCACUGAGGGGCGCCAGAAAGUCUUUUCCACCUGCACCUCCCACCUCACAGCAGUCACUCUAUUCUAUGGGACCAUUACAUUCAUUUAUGUGAUGCCGAAGUCCAGUUACUCAAUUGACCAGAAUAAGGUGGCUUCUGUGUUCUACAUGGUGGUGAUUCCCAUGCUGAACCCCCUCAUCUACAGCCUCAGGAACAAUGAGAUUAAAGGGGCUCUGAAGAGAUAG
Molecule: messenger RNA, 675 nt
Organism: Suncus etruscus (white-toothed pygmy shrew)
Lineage: Eukaryota; Metazoa; Chordata; Mammalia; Eulipotyphla; Soricidae
Product: olfactory receptor 502-like
Biological process (GO): G protein-coupled receptor signaling pathway; sensory perception of smell
Cellular component (GO): membrane
Molecular function (GO): G protein-coupled receptor activity; olfactory receptor activity; odorant binding
Source: RefSeq, a predicted model, not a curated record